Molecule: messenger RNA, 876 nt
Organism: Carica papaya (papaya)
Lineage: Eukaryota; Viridiplantae; Streptophyta; Magnoliopsida; Brassicales; Caricaceae
Source: RefSeq, a predicted model, not a curated record
AUGACAUAUAACUUCAUCUGGGUUGUGGUGGCUUUUUGUUCUUGGUCUUUUGUAUACAGUCUAAAUAACAAUGUUGCUGGUAUACUAGAUGAACAAGUUGAGAAUUUUGCCUUCAAAGCCUUGGUCUGGCACCACCACCGGCCUCACACGGGUUCUAUCUACAGAGCAAUUCUUCCAGCUAAUCUUUCGGGCAUGGAAGUUUCCAUUUUAAGAUUGAGGAGCCGGAGACUGUGGAAGAUUGGAGCCAAGUUCAACAAUCUUCACUUCCCAUCAACAACCUUUUCAGUUCCUUAUGUGAGGAGGCUAGCCAUAGUCUAUCAACAAUUGGGCAACUGGUCUUCUCUUUACUACAACGUUCCAGGUUAUUCGCUUAUCACUUAUUUUGUUGGUUUCAUGGUUUUUGAUGUAUCAAAUGUAACGGCAGACACUAAGAGCAUGACAAGAAUCAGUGUCCGUACAAAAUGGAAGCCAAUAUUGAUUAAGUUUUCUGAUCUGAGAUUUCCUGAUGGAAUGAGUUUAUCAAAGGCAAAGUGUGUAGCUGUUUACAACAACGGUACAUUUGAGCUUAGCGAGUUGAAGUUUUCCAACGUGUGUUACGGAUGGAGUGAUGGAUAUUUCUCCAUUGUUGCUCCACUGAAGAAUAAGAAGAAGAAGGUGGUGUGGUACUUGGGGGUGAUAGGAUUUGGUGGGUUGAUUUUGAUUGGUUAUUUGGGGAUGAAAGUUCUCAGACUUUUGAAGACGAAGAAGAUUCAGAUAAUGGAAAGACAAGCUGAUGAAGGUCUGGUUUUUGAUAGCAGAUGGAUUGGUACCAGUAAAAUGCCCUCUGCAACUGUAACAAGAACUCAACCAGUGCUUGAAAAUGGAAUAUUUCCUUAA